AUGUCUGGAGCCCUUGAUGGCCUGCAGAUGAAGGAGGAGGAUGUCCUCAAAUUCCUUGCUGCAGGAACCCACUUAGGUGGCACCAACCUUGACUUUCAGGUGGAGCAGUACAUCUACAAAAGGAAGAGUGAUGGUGUCUACAUCAUAAAUCUGAAGAGGACCUGGGAGAAGCUGUUGCUUGCAGCUCGGGCUAUUGUUGCCAUAGAGAGCCCUGCUGACGUCAGCGUCAUCUCCUCCAGGAACAGUGGCCAGCGAGCUGUGCUGAAGUUCGCUGCUGCCACUGGAGCCACUCCCAUUGCUGGCCACUUCACACCUGGGACCUUCACCAACCAGAUCCAAGCAGCCUUCAGGGAGUCAGGGCUUCUAGUGGUGACUGACCCCAGGGCUGACUGCCAGCCCCUCACAGAGUCCUCUUACGUCAACCUGCCCACCAUCGCUCUGUGCAACACGGAUUCUCCUCUGUGCUCUGUGGACAUUGCCAUCCCAUGCAACAACAAGGGAGCUGACUCACAGGGUCUGAUGUGGUUGAUGCUGGCCCGGGAAGUACUCUGCAUGCGUGGCACUCUCUUCUGUGAACACCCAUGGGAGGUUAUGUCUGGUGUUUACUUCUAUAGAGACAAGUUGACAAUUGAGAAUAAUCAUCAUAUUGCACAAAAAAAGAUGCCGGGCAGUGGUGAUAAGGAAACACUAUUAAUUAAAAGUUGUAUAUUUAUUGCACCAGUGGUUGUCGUCGUCAUCAUCAUCAUCAUCAUCAUCAUCAUCAUGGCUGUAUCAGACCUGAAUGAGUUUUCUAAAAUAGAGCCAAAGACCCUGCUUCAUACGUUGAGCCCAUGA
This is a messenger RNA of Acomys russatus (golden spiny mouse), 834 nucleotides long. Its product is annotated as 40S ribosomal protein SA-like. Gene Ontology annotation, molecular function: structural constituent of ribosome. Gene Ontology annotation, biological process: cytoplasmic translation; ribosomal small subunit assembly. NCBI's taxonomy places the organism in Eukaryota, Metazoa, Chordata, Mammalia, Rodentia, Muridae. The coding region runs from base 1 to 834 and encodes 277 amino acids. Gene Ontology annotation, cellular component: 90S preribosome; ribosome; cytosolic small ribosomal subunit. The transcript has 3 exons. The record is from RefSeq and is a predicted model, not a curated record.